GGAUGCAGAGACUUCCUGGGGCAUCCCGCAAGGGCAGAGAGAGGGAACUGCCGUCCCCCCACAACCCCGCAUCCAAAAUUCCAGGCUCUCAAAUUGAACCAUUACGACUUCUUGUAAACUAUUUGCAUAAGGGGAAGCAAAUGCAUUCUUGCCAAUUCAGGUGUGUCUGCAGAAACUGUAUAAACUGACAUAACCAGUCAGAGCUGGGGAUCUUACCCCACUGAUUGCAAUGGAGCGAUGGCUUAUUUCACCAACUGGGGAUCUAGGGUCAGUGAUUUCAAUGGAGCUGCCCCAAUUCACACCAGACCGGGAUCUGGCCCCACGCUCUCUACAUGGAACUGACCCCACUCCAGCGCAUGCAUCCAUGGGUUUGUCAAGUGCUUUGGGAUCCUUCAGAUGCAAAUCCCUAUAGAGAAAUGCAGGUAGUCCUAGCACUGUCAGCUCUAACUGAGCCUGCUGCGCAGGGCUGUGGCUGGGCAGAUAAAACACCGACACAAGCCAGCCAGAGUAACCCGACAAUUCUCUCCACAGGUAAAUCCUUGAGUUUCGCCAGACCCCACAGGACGGGACAAGGAAGAUUCAGUGACCUGGAGUUGAUUUGGUCAGUGCCUGCUAAGGCCUGUUUGACCCUGGGGAUAAAAGCAGUGUCAAGGAAAGCUUUGAAACAGUUCAUUCGAAAACAACCCAGACACCGUCUGGCAGGUCGGGGUAUUCGGACAAAACUCACAAUCAAAUUAUAUUUGAAAGGUGUUUUUCUGAUCACCCCACGUAGCCAAACCGCGCUUGAGCUGUAAUCGAGUGAGCUGCUUUGAAACUGUCCUUAAGAAGGGCUCUGCCAGCACCUGCAGACCCACUGUGAACAGGCCUUAGUUACUGGUGGCUGCAGAAAGGUGGCUCAGAUGAACGAGUCUCCCGUUUUGGAGUCCAUGAGUCUUUCGGGGAGAGAGAAGAUGUGCAACGAGUUGUCUUCUGUUGAGACAACAGAGCCAGAGCCAGACCUGGGUUCCCAGGAAACCCCAAUGAAAGAAAACAGAACAACUCCUUUGACCGUCCCCGCACAGGGUGGAGAAAGCUGCACAAUCUGCCCUACAGGUUUGCUGUCUUGGUUGACAUCACGGGCACAUCGCUGGGCAGUUCCGAGUGUCGUUCUCAAUCUCCUACUGAGCAUCAUCAUCGUCGUCCUCAUCGCCGUGUCAGCUCCAGCAAAGAAAUCUGAGCCAUGUUCAGCUGGUCCUGCCUGCCCAGACGGCUGGAUUGGGUACCUAGGGAAGUGUUACUAUUUCUCAGAGACUGAAGGAAACUGGACCUACAGCCAGAACAACUGCUCUGCACUCGGUGCCUCCCUGGCUGUGAUUGACACCCAGCAGGAAAUGGAUUUUCUGCUGAGCUAUAAAGGAUGCUUUGACCACAGGAUCGGCCUCCGGAGGGAACCGGACCAACCCUGGAUGUGGACGAAUGGCACUGAAUUCAACAACUGGUUUAAAAUAGUGGGAGGAGGCCUAUGUGCUUUUGUGUACAAUGCCGAAAUUACCAGUUCAGGCUGCUCUAGGGAGGGACCCUGGAUCUGCCUCAAACCAGCGGAGAAAACGGAAGGCAGAGCAAAGUGACUGUGACCUGGAUGAGGCGGAACCUUGUCCUUUCAACGGGGCUGUCCCAAGCUGCCUCAAUGACUGGGGAACUGGAUGGGGCUGGCGAAAGGGGACAGCCCCAGCAGCAAGGAAGAGAGACGCUUGCUGAAAGACAGCAUCUAGCUCCUCCCCUUGGAGCCUCUGGCACCCAUUGGGCCAUUUGGGGACUGGGGUGAGGAUGCUGAUUAGCCAGCAUCCCCCAGCUCACUCUCUGGCACAGAGAAGGAAUCUUCUGACUUGGAAAUCAGAAGGGGAGCAGCCAAGCCUGCUGUGUCCCUCCUGUCAGGGGCCCAGGGCAGGAACCUGGCACGGGCUGUGGCUAGAGGCCAGUGUACCAGCUGGGGCCAUCGGGAGGUGCUGUGGCCCCUGCAGCCAUGCGAUGAAGGGGCCGGUGUGAACCCCGCAGCCUGGCGCAAGGACGUAUGAACUCUGCUGUACAGCGAGAAGGACUGUUGUGCAGGCCCUCCUGAGCGCUGGGAGAGCGUGAAGAGAUGCCACAGACAGGAGGGGAUGGCUGGAACGUGCUAGGAUAGGUGUGUGUGUGUGUGUGUGUAUACACACGUGUGUACAUAGAUAUUUGUAUAAUAAUACACCAGCUCCGAGAAGGGAAACUUUUAUUUUGUAAA
Messenger RNA from Dermochelys coriacea (leatherback sea turtle), 2254 nucleotides. Its product is annotated as early activation antigen CD69-like. NCBI's taxonomy places the organism in Eukaryota, Metazoa, Chordata, Testudines, Dermochelyidae. Bases 900 to 1607 code for a protein of 235 amino acids. The transcript has 5 exons. The record is from RefSeq and is a predicted model, not a curated record.